CCCAGAGGAUAUAAAUAUAAACCUUGAACCAAAUGAUACUACAGAUAUAGAUCUCCCACUAAAUGAUAUUGACCCAGAGGAUAUAAAUAUAAUCCUUGAACCAAAUUUUAACUAUGCUGAUGUUGAAGAUGCUAUAAGGAGAAGCAAUCCAAAAGUGAAAUUUAAUAAAUCAAAAGAAGGAUACAAUAAUCAAAAGCCGGUUCAUAAUAUUAGCAACAAUAAAAUUCUUAAAACAAAUGUGAAAUCUGUUGUAAAGAAAACUGAUAAAAAAAUAUCAUAUGAAAACCUAAAUCAAGUAUUGAAUGCCAAUGAUGACCUCCGUAAACCAAGUGUAAAACUUGAUCAAACAGAUAGUAUUAUAGAAAAAAAUGAUUCAAAAACGAAAGUUGAAAAGCAGAAUAGUAAAAAACGUAAAAUUCAAAAACCGAAUGUGAAAUUUGUUGGAGUAGAUGGAAUAAUAAAGAAAACUGAUUCUAAAGUUGAAUAUGAGAACCAGAUGCAGGUUCUUAAUAUAAGUAAAGAUAAACUGCAAUAUAUUAAAAGGAGAAUGAGAACCAUUGGGCAUAGUAUUAAGAAAAAGAUGAAAACUGCAAUUGGGGAAAAUAGUGGUGUCAGUAUUCCAAGAGAUAUUAAGAUAAAUAUUAAAACUAAAAAUAAUGUUCAAGUAAAUGGCGUCAGUAAUGUAAACAUUAUAAGAAUGCCAAUAAAAGUGAGACAAGAAAUGAGAAAGACUGCUGCAUUUAAGAAGAUAGAUAUGAAAAUGAUGAUGAAAUCAAAGAAACUUAUACGGCGUUAUAAAAUAAGAAGGAAUCCGGAGAAUAAUUAUUUGCCGGCGGUUGACUUUGCUAAAUUUGAGAGUGACUAUAAUGUGAAAAUUGUGACUUUGAGCAAGGAAGAGCAACUGGAGGAAAUCGCCUUGCGUAAGAAGUCCCGGAAGCACUCGUACCAGUGUGAGGCCUGCGGAAAAGGGUUCAACAUGGAGCCAGCAUACAACAACCACAAAAAUAGACACAAUCCUAGUGAAGGCGCAUUUUCUUGCGAGAUCUGUUUUAUCCGCUUCCGGUUUAAUUGCCGUAGCCAGAAACAUCAGGACACCCACCGACUGAAGUUCACAUGUAACUUUUGCGGCUUCGUGAGCCGGCAGAGGGAUCAAGCCCGGAAACAUCACGCCAUGCACGAGGGCAAGACGUUUAAGUGUCAACACUGCGAGAAAACUUUCCUCAAAGGCUCGACGUAUUUCUCCCACGUACGGCUGGCGCACUCCACGCUGAACGUCACCUGCAACCUGUGCGGGGAAACCUUCAUCGGGCCGUUUGGCCUGAAGCAGCAUCAGAGGAAGGCUCACACCAAGAAACGGCAAGAAUUUAAGUGCACUGUCUGCUCAGCCACGUUCCUAAGUAUCUUGGCACUGAACAGACACACAGACACGGCCGGCGAGCACACAGACCUGCGGCCGUGCGAGCAGUGCGGCGAGAACUGUGCGAGCGAGGACGCGCUACAGGAACAUGUUGGGGAGAUGCAUCCCGAGGAGUCGUAUCGAUGUGACAAGUGUGACAUCUCGUUCCCGAGCGCGUUGGCGUUGGACACGCACAAUCUGCGCAAGCACAUCGGGAGGCCUUACUCCCUCCCGGCGAGCAUGCGCAAGACCAGCCACGACUACACGCGCCGACAGCAACAUGCGCGCGUGUGCGACCAGUGCGGCCGUGUCAUGAAGUGUGCAGCCCUCCUCCGGUACCACAUUCUGCGGGACCAUCAGCACGUGAAGCAGUUCGUCUGCAACGAAUGUCCGAAGAGGUUUUUCAGUAAAGCGCAGUUACAGAUUCACAUGCGUUCACACACCGGGGAGAGGCCAUUCCAGUGCCCCGGGUGCCCGCGCGCCUUCACCUUAAAGAACAACCUCAAGCGACACCACCUAACCGCACACGAAGGCAUCCGCCAAAACAUCCCGUGCGCCAUCUGCGAGCGCGUGUUCACCACCAAGAACUCCAUGGCCAUGCACGUCAGCACCGUGCACUGCGGCCGCCCGUGGCCGAGGCGAGACCGGAGCCGGACCAAGCGCCCCACAACCACAAACACAAACACAAACAUGACACAUGACAAAACCACAGAUUAA
Messenger RNA from Cydia strobilella, 2113 nucleotides. Its product is annotated as zinc finger protein ZFP2-like. Gene Ontology annotation, cellular component: nucleus. Bases 497 to 2113 code for a protein of 538 amino acids. The record is from RefSeq and is a predicted model, not a curated record. Gene Ontology annotation, biological process: regulation of transcription by RNA polymerase II. The transcript has 10 exons. Gene Ontology annotation, molecular function: DNA-binding transcription factor activity, RNA polymerase II-specific; RNA polymerase II transcription regulatory region sequence-specific DNA binding. Lineage: Eukaryota; Metazoa; Arthropoda; Insecta; Lepidoptera; Tortricidae.